ACUACCUGAAGUUUUGGAUUACCUCAAUCAAGACAUUUGGAGGCAAAAAGGCACCACUGUUUCUUGUUGUCACACACACGGAGAAAAAAUCUAAAGAUGAAAUAGAAAAGUAUUUUGGAGAGUUUUGGAAAGCUGUACCAGACGAGGACAGAGAUUGGUUAAGUGAGUCUCUGAAUGAUCGGGAAUAUGCAGUAGGUCUGAAGACACUUAAUGAUAAUACCAAGGAAAUACUAGAGUCAAUGAAAAAGUCCAUAGUGGAACUAUUCACAGAUGAGAACACUACAAAGGUUGAAUUGCCUUCUUCAUGGGCUCUAAUGGAGCAGUUAUUGUAUGAAGGAGGCUGGAAGGUUUUGUCCCUGAGUGAAAUCUGGAAGAUAAACUCAUCUCUUCCUUAUGAAUACCAAAUCAAAGGUGAUGACGAAAUGACCAAAUUUUUAAAAUGUUUCCAUGACAGUGGCCUUCUUUUGAAUUUUGAAGAAGUGGAAUUGAGGGAGCAUGUUAUACUAGACAUUCAGUGGUUUGCUAAUGCUUUCAGCAAGAUUAUUGCUGAUGAAAACCACAUCACAAAGGACUGUAAAAGAAAAUUAAUCAAAGAAUGGAAAUCAUUCAACAAAACAGGAGAACUGAAAGAUAAAGUGAUAGAUGCUUUGUGGAAAGAUGAACCCUCCUACGUGAAACAUAAAAGUGAAAUUAUGCCAUACAUGGAGAAACUUCAAAUGCUGGUACAUUUGAAUGCAGAUGAAGCUGUAUCAGAAGAUGGCAUGUCAUGGUAUGUCCCAUGUAUGAACAAAAAGCAGUUUAAAGCUGACUUCCUUGAAGAUAAAUGGGAAUGCUCAUCCAUUUUGUGCUUCAGAUUCACUUCCUUUGCCAUGUUUGUUUUCUACAGACUGAUAGCAUACUGCAUAAGUUCUCUUAGGUGGAGUGUUGCAAAAGAUGAAGACAAUGAUGGAUGUCCAUGUCUUUAUCAAACAGCAGCAGUGUUUGAUCACAAUGAACACACUGUUGUUGUUGGCAUAUGUAAUGAUGAUAUUCAGUUGCAAGUGUUGCGAAUCAGACCAUUGACUGUAGACAAAGAAGUAUCAAAUGAAAUUGGGGACUCCAUUGAAAAAGCCAUAGAAAAAUUGACAGAAACAUUUAUUGACACAAAAAUAUUCCACAGAGGAUACAAAUGUCAAAACAUUAUUUGUAAUGAGAGAGAUCUAUCUUUCACCCUUGUAAGUGAGCUCUCCAACAUCAAGGCAGAAGAAACGCAAUGCAAGUGUCAACUUCGGGAGAAACAUAUGAUAAAUGUACAGACGACUAUGAGUUUUUGGGAAAAGACAAAAAUGAGUGUCUCUAAAACUCCAGUGGCCUCUGGUGGACAUGACCUUGAGGGACGAUCAAGAUUCGCAAAACUUGGAAUGGCAACAAACGAUGUGUUAAAUCAGGCAUACAGAGAUAUACUAGAGAUGGAAGUGCCUCCAAUCGAUAUUGAAAAGAAAGCUAAAGCAUCUCCAGCUUACAAAAGAUUGCGCCCAGAGCAAGAACAACUCUUGCUAGAUGCUAAGCAUUUGGGAUAUAAGAACUUUGACAUUUCAUUAACAUACACAUUAAUCCGAAACAUUUGUUCAAAGAUCCCUAAGCCAACAAAAGGAAAGUGGGGAGAAGAGCCAGCAGCAGGAGAGGUGACAGUGGGUGAUGAUAUCGAGAGAAUUAGGUCCAUCCGAAACAGUUUGACUGCACACGUGAGAUCAGCCUCCACCUCUCAGAGAGAAUUCGAUGACACCUGGACAACAAUGUCUGAUAUCUGCCAAAGAUUGGAAACCUUCACUGGGAAGAAAUACUUGGACAACCUUAAUAGCAUUUAUAAACUGACUUUAAAAGAAGGAGGUGAAGAUGCAAUUAAAGCUAUUAUAGAAAAGUUUGUCAAGGAUCAACAUGAACAACAUAAACUGUUGGUCAAGGAUCAACACGAACAACGUGAACUGUUGAAGACAGUCGUGUCAGAUGUUCAAGAAUUAAAAUCUCAAAUGAGGACAUUAAAACGAAUUUGAAGAAUUGAACCAUUCAGAAAUAAUAAUUUUUACUCAUAGAAUGUUUUCAGUACUAGUAAAUAAUGAAUUCUUUAACACCUGGUUGAAGAUAUUGAAAGAGUCAUUGGUUAAAGUCUUUGAAUAAGCUUAAUUAUAAUUACAAACUGGAUAUGAAACAUGUGGAUAUAUGAGGAAUUUGAUAUUUCAUUUACACACAAGUUGAAAAGAAACAUUUGUUCAAAGAUCCGUAAACCAACAAAAAAGGGGGAAAAGAGCCAGCAGCAUGAGAGGUGACAGUGGGUGAUGAUAUCCUGAGAAUUAGGUCAAUCAGAAAUAGAUUGACUGCUCUCGGACAGAAUCCAAUAACACUCUGUUGACAAUGUCGGAUAUCUGCCAAAAAUUCACUGUAAAAAAGGACUUGGAUAACAUUAAUACCAUUUAUAAUGGCUUUAGAUGUAGAUGCUAUUUCAGCAAUCAUAGAAAAAUUGGAACAACAUAUGUUGGAGAAAUUCAUGUCCAGUAUGCAAAAAUUAAUGUCAGAUAAGUUAGAUGUGAAAAAAUUUAAAUCAAAAUUGAUGCUGACAGGCAGUGCUGCCCAAAGUCAACUUUUUAUGCAUCGAACAUAUGCAGAGUGACUUUAACUUUUACAAAAUUGAAAAUCAGUUUUUAUCAAGUGUGAAGCAAUAUAGAAAUCAUGAUUUUUAUCCCUGAAAAAUCAAAAUUUUAGAAAGAGACUAGUAGUCACUACGAAAAUGCUUAUGAUAUUUGGUUCAUAACUCUAUAUAUGUUUUGUAUUCCUUUUCAAUAACUUUUCUGUUUAUAGAGUUUCAAUAGUUUCGCACCUAUAGACAGCCUUCAGAAUCGUGCGCUAAGGUAUUCUUAGGAUUAAACAGGAUUUACUUCCCCUCUGACUUUAAAAGACGCUUUUAAAUGGCCCCCAUAUAUAAAAUUGAUGAUUAAAUAUGUUCUGGAUGGGGAACUGUUUGAUAAUGAUGAAUAAGGACGGACUUACCAAAAAGCAUUCCACUGGGAUUACAAUUAUCAUGGUGCUCAAAACAUUGAACCUAAUGUGAGAAACUGGACAUUUUAUGUGCUUCUUAGCCAGCUAUUACUAGAUAUUAAAGAAAUUGAAAGGAAGCUAUGCAAAUAAACCGAAGAAUAUGGAAAGAAGGCUUACCAAAAUAAAGGACAGAUCUUUAUAACAUUUUCAAGGAAACAUGAGUUUGGCGUCCAACUCUCAGACAAAAUUCAAUAACAGUGGGCCUUGUGCAUAUGAAUUCUGUGCAGUCGCUAUUUUUAUGGAAUAUCACCCGUAGUCAAGCAAUGUUACCGUUGCUACGUUGGAGAUAAUGGCUUCAUCAUUAAUCGGAUAAUAGUGCUUUUAACAAAUGUAUAGCAUUUAAUCAAAAUCAAUCAAUUUACAUGAAAGUAUAAUGUUAUAGAAUUGUUAAAAUCCAAACAGGUUUAGAGACAAUCAAAUGAAAUGUCCAAGAAGUAAAACAGUAAUCAACCGUAAUAAAGGAGCUACAGAUUAGGAGCUUGUAGGUUAUUGUGUAGAAUAUUAAAGAAUUGCUUGUUUCACUUAAUCUUAUAAGAAUGGAGAGUG
Molecule: messenger RNA, 3618 nt
Organism: Saccostrea cuccullata (small rock oyster)
Lineage: Eukaryota; Metazoa; Mollusca; Bivalvia; Ostreida; Ostreidae
Exons: 4
Source: RefSeq, a predicted model, not a curated record